AUGCUGAAGGCUACAGUGUUACCGAAUUCUUGCUCUUCACGGCGUGUCAACUGCUCGAAGACUAAAUCGGCACAUACUACUGUGGUUUAUGAUAAUGCUGCUGAGCGGCGUAUCGCUCGGUCCGACGAAGGCCAUCGACUUGGUGCAGGAGAUGCACCUGCUGUCAGCUUGAUCGGAGGCGGUCAAGAGGGUGGAGCAGCAAGAGCAGAAGCAAGCACGAACAGAAUACGGAAGGAAGCUGAGAAAAGUGCAGAAGGGGUUGACGAUGCUGACGUGGGUAUUGUGGAGAUAGACAACUUUGUCGAGGCCAUACUGUCGCGGACCCAGCACCGAAAAGUCCCCAUAGGCAUUAAUAGCGGAGCACCUUUUAAUUGGAGGGCUUGUCAAUUAAACCAGACUUUGUAA
Peronospora belbahrii is the source of this 405-nucleotide messenger RNA. Lineage: Eukaryota; Oomycota; Peronosporomycetes; Peronosporales; Peronosporaceae. The record is from the annotation of a GenBank genome assembly.